Salvia miltiorrhiza (redroot sage) is the source of this 1002-nucleotide messenger RNA. RefSeq lists its product as uncharacterized. The coding region runs from base 1 to 1002 and encodes 333 amino acids. NCBI's taxonomy places the organism in Eukaryota, Viridiplantae, Streptophyta, Magnoliopsida, Lamiales, Lamiaceae. The record is from RefSeq and is a predicted model, not a curated record. The transcript is spliced from 2 exons.
AUGAAGCAGGGCAAGGAAUUUUCUGUCAGCAAAUCAGACAGCAGACGAGUCUACUUCAAAUGCAAGCAUUCAGAUACGUGCCCCUUCAAGCUCCAUGCAUCGUCACAAGAUGGAGCCAUUUGGGGAGUGUAUAAGUUCACCAAUGAGCACUCAUGCGACAGUGAGCUAGGGCGCGUAGCGCGAAUAAAAGCCCCUGCAAAAGUCGUCGCAGCAUAUCUAGCACAGAAAAUACACGACGAUUGCGAGAUCUUGAAGCCGAAGGCAAUCCAGCUGGAGCUGCGACGUAAGUUUGGCGUACAGAUCAAGUACGAUGUUGCAUUGCGAGCCCGUAAUCGAGCCACUGAGAUGGUUUAUGGUCGACAUGAUCAGUCCUUCGAGAUGCUGCCCAAGUACUUAUACAUGUUGAGACAAUCCAAUCCCGGUCCGAUGGUGGAGUGGGAAGUUGACGAUGAUGGCCGAUUCAAACACUUAUUUGUUGCUCUUGCAGCUUCGGCUACCCCUUUCAUGUUCAUCUUACGCCCAGUGAUUGUCGUCGACGGCACACACUUGAAGGGCAAGAAUAGGGGUAUUUUGUUUGUUGCAGUGACGAAGGACGGCAACGAGAGUUUGUUCCCACUCGCGUAUGGUGUUGGCCCGAAAGAAAACGAUGAAUCAUGGACUUAUUUCAUGUCACGCAUUCGACGUGUUUAUGGCCAAGCCGAUCCACUUUUGAUUGUCUCUGAUCAACAUAUCUCCAUUGCCAAUGCUAUCAGGAAUGAGUUACCAAAUGCAAUCCACGGCCUAUGCUACUACCAUUUGCAAAAUAACCUGAAGCAUUACGGUAAGGCAGUGGUCGAGGUGUAUCGACAAGCUGCAUUUGCGUACGAGAAGUCCGACUUCAAUAGGGCUAUGAAUGCCCUAAAGGUUAUGAAGAGAGCCGCGUACGAUAAACUAAUGGGGAUUGGGCCGGAGAAGUGGGCUCAUUGUUGUGGGCAAGAAGACUUCCUAUCUGCUCGAUGUUAG